Lates calcarifer (barramundi perch) is the source of this 2194-nucleotide messenger RNA. It is a transcript of the gene emp1a, whose product is annotated as epithelial membrane protein 1. Bases 142 to 618 code for a protein of 158 amino acids. The record is from RefSeq and is a predicted model, not a curated record. NCBI's taxonomy places the organism in Eukaryota, Metazoa, Chordata, Actinopteri, Centropomidae. Gene Ontology annotation, cellular component: plasma membrane. The transcript is spliced from 5 exons.
GGGAAAGAGGGGGAAUGGAGAGGGAAAACAGAGUGAUGUGUGUGCUGUGAAUUCAAAGCUGGGUGGGUCUACACUGUUUCACAUUUCCUAAAUAACUCCCGGUCCGUGCGUUAAAGCGCUUUCAGUUUUCAGAAGGCCACAAUGUUGAUGCUGGCUGGAAUCGUCGUUCUGCACAUUACCACCAUCAUCCUGCUUCUGGUGGCCACCAUCGAUAAUGCCUGGUGGGUCACUGACACAGUGUCAACUGACCUGUGGGGCAGGUGGGAGAUGAAAGGCUCAGUCUGGCAUUACACCAACCUGAAAGACUACCCUGAGGACUAUCUCCAGACAGUGCAGGCUACCUCAGUGUUGGCCUGUAUUUUUGCCAUCCUGGCCUUGUUUGUGUUUGUGGCCCAGCUGUUCACCCUGCCCAAAGGCCAGAGGUUCACCUUCACUGGCAUUUUACAGCUAAUCGCCUGCCUGUGUGUAAUGAUAGCAGCCUCGAUCUACACGGCUGAGCUUCACAGCACUGACGAACAGGGAGGGUACGGACACUCCUAUGUCCUGGCCUGGAUCUCCUUUGUUUUCACCUUCCUCUUAGCAAUCACCUACCUCGUCCUGCGGAAGAAGAGUGAGUGAGAGGAUACGAGGAAUGAGGGCAGGACUAAGAUCAUAUUUCUUUGAAUAUGGGAAAUUGUUAAAAAAUGGGAUUUACUUUUUUAAAUUUGUUUAAAAAAUGAAAAUAAUAAUUAAAAAAAACCCUUAAGAUGGUUGAUCUACAUCUGCAGCUAGGAAUGUGGGGGACUUGUAUUCAGUCACUACCAAGAGCCAUUUGUUUAUAUUUUGAAGAUUAUGAAUGGAAAUAGAACUCAUGCUAACUUUACAUGAAGGGCUUUAUAUGAACACUUUCCCUCAUAGAUUUCUAUUUGAUUUAAGUGAGAAGAGGGUAGGGCAGUAUUUUAUUAAUGAAUAGGUAUGGGGUACAAAAUGAAUCCAAAACAGUUGUAAUUAGGAGGAUGCAACGCUAAAAGUUUUAAUUUCAUGGCAUUAUGGCCAUAAAAUUAUGAAUAAAUGAAUUAUUUCCAUUGUCUUAUAAAUGUAGUUUCAUAUAAGUUUGAAUAUCUCAGUCCACACCCAAUAGUUUGACAUUUUAAUAAAUACACUUACUCGCUCUCUUGGCCAGUAUGAUGAGAAGAUCGAUACCACUCUCAACACAAUCUGUGUGUUCAAGUAUGAAGCUACAGCCAGCAGGUUAGCUUAGCUAAGCACAUAGACUGGGGAAACAAGUAGCCUAGCUCUGUCCCACAGAGCAUAGUCUGCUUACACACACCUCUAAAGCUCUCUAAUUAACAUGGAAGUGUACAAAUUGUGUUUUUAUGGGGGGUUGUUAUGAGCAGCACCAUUAAUGCUGUUUUUGUACUGGAGCAGGUAGGUAGUUUAGUUUGCCUCAGACAGAGCCAGGCUGGGUGUUAGCCCCGUUUUCAGUCUCUUUGCUAAGCUGAACAAACCUGCUAGCUGUAGCUUCAUAUUUACUGUACAGAGAGUGGUAUUGAUUGUAUGAUCUAACAUCCAACAAGAACAUGAACAAGUGUAUAUUCCAAAAUGUCAAACUACUGCUUUUAGAAUCUAACAGACUUACUGGUGUGAGAGGGGUUACACCCUCAUUAAAAGCCCCUUUGAGAUGUAGUAGUUGAGUAUAUUCUGUGAGAUGAAAGUACUUAUCAUCCUGUAUAAUCAUGUCGUGAGGCUGACAGCUACUACUGCAGGUUUCCAGAGUCGAGGAGUGAAGAGGAUACUGUAUCUGAGAAGGUACGGCAUGUUGGCGAAACUACAGCAUUCCUGUUGCAGAACUUGAACAAUCAGGAAAGACAAGUCUUAAUUUACAGUACAGGUAGUUUUAAUCAUGUAUCAUUAUUUUACAAUUGAAGUAUAGUAUAUCCUUUUUUUUAUCUAUGUACAUUGUAACCAUUAUAUUUUUGUAACAUUUUGUAUGGAGUGUUUUUUUUAAUCAGGUUUGAUUUUGUGUCUGUAGUUGGCUGCUAUCCUAAGAAAAGUACAUGCAAUUUGUACAAGUGAACAUAAAGUGAACCAGGGAGGGAGGACAAUGGUGUUUCAUUUCACCAUUUCAUCAGGACUAUACAAAAGAAGGUUUUGUUUGUAAUUACAUUGGAAUAAAAGCCAUAUCAUUUAUUAAUAAAAACAAACUAUAACACAA